Molecule: messenger RNA, 6237 nt
Organism: Gracilinanus agilis (Agile Gracile Mouse Opossum)
Lineage: Eukaryota; Metazoa; Chordata; Mammalia; Didelphimorphia; Didelphidae
Gene: EYS
Product: eyes shut homolog
Exons: 24
Coding region: 1-6237 (2078 amino acids)
Biological process (GO): Notch signaling pathway
Molecular function (GO): Notch binding; calcium ion binding
Source: RefSeq, a predicted model, not a curated record
AUGAGCACAAAAUGUGAAGUAAAUAUAAAUGAAUGUUUAUCAGAACCAUGCCUCAAUGAUGGAAUAUGUGCUGAUGGCAUCAGCUAUUACACAUGCCACUGCAAGGAUGGGUUCAUUGGCACUCACUGUGAAACUAAUGCAGAUGCCUGUUUGUCGGAUCCUUGUCUCCAUGGAAGAUGUAUAGAUUUCAUUGAUGGAUAUGAAUGUUCUUGUGAAGCUGGAUGGACAAGCUCAAGAUGUGAGGUCAAUAUAAAUGACUGUGUCUCAGCUCACUGUAUGAAUGGUGGUUCUUGUAAAGAUUUGGUCGAUGGAUUUGUAUGUGUCUGCCCAAGUGGAUUCAUUGGUAAAUCCUGUGAAGAGGACAUUGAUGUUUGUGAGGAUCCUGCAAUGAACUUAGUCUAUUGUUUGAAUGGAGGAAUAUGUGUUGAUGGACCUGGACCCGCUUUCUCUUGCAGGUGUCCUGAAGGACUUUCUGGUAAUUUUUGUGAAAUAAACAUAAAUGAAUGUUCAUCAUCACCUUGUCUACAUGGUGCAGACUGUGAAGAUCUUGUGAAUGGUUUUAAUUGCAAAUGUCAGCAAGGGUGGUCAGGACUUCAUUGUGAGGAAGACAUUGAUGAGUGCAGCUCAAACCCCUGUUUUCAUGGAACAUGUAUUCAGAAUCCACCAGGCUUUGGUUAUACCUGUUUUUGCCCUUCUGGAUUUGUGGAAGGAAGCUGUGAGCUUAAUUACAAUGAUUGCCUUAUACAGACCUGCUCCACUGGGUUUCUUUGUGUUGCUGGAAUAAACAAUGUCACCUGCAUACCUGCUAGCCUCCAAAGUAGCAGUAGUAUUUAUCCUGAAACAUAUGGAGUGCCCCCUGCUGGGCCAUGGGGCAGUGGCUUUUCAGCAGUGUGGCCUACACAACUUGAGAGUAAAAUGAAUACACCUCAAGAUUCACAAAAACCAGAUAUCUUCUUCAGGCCCAAAGAUGUCUCACAGACUCAUUUGAUCAAAGUAAGCCUAAUAACAUCCUUUGAAGACAAUGAGCCAGAAGGACUCACUGCCAGUGGAGCUUCUACCCUAGAUCCUCUUUCUUUUCAAUUUCUGAAGACUGGUGAACAUACUUCAGCAAUGAUGAACUCAGUAUUAAAAUCUGUAUCUCAAGUGUCUAGGCAGACUUCAACUGAAGCUUUGGAUAAAGAUUUUUUGUUCUCAUUUAUCACUAGUUCUAUGACAGUUUCUAUUUUUCCUACACAAGUCUCAUCAUUAAAGAACCAUCAGACUAUUUCCUUAUCUGCCACAGACAUGAGUUCAGUAAUUAGCAGCAUUCCAGGGGAUGAGAUUGAAUUAAAUAGUCACUCAUUUCUCUCCCAUGGAUUUCUGCUUAAAACUACUUCUAUAUAUGCACCUCCUAUUUCUCCUAGCGGGACUCAAGAGGAUACCAGAGAAUAUUCAGCUUUUUCCUUGGCAUCAGUAGGAGAAUUUCACUGGAGUUCAUUGAGCUUCUCAAUGACUCUUGAUUCUCCUGCUAAGACAAUAAUACCCCAACAGGUAGCGCCCUCAACCUUACCAGUGUUGCAUAAAACCAGUGAACAAACAUCCCUUCCUGAUGAAUAUCUAGUUAAGAGUAUGGCAUCCAGCAUAAACAUCUCAUUGCAGCCUGCUGAUUCUCUUAGUGAGCUAAGCCAAACGUGUGUGACAUGUUCUAUGACUAAAAUGAAAUCCUCCGAUGAAUGCUCAGUUCAGGCUUUGCAUAGCAAACAGUCUCAGUUUUAUGAACCAGUUUGGAUGAACUCAGCAAUAUUAAGCAGCUGGUAUACACUAACAGGAACUACAACAAUUACUUCUGGGCAUUCAUUUUCUUCUUUGACUGAAAUAACACCAUCAGUGGAGCUCACAGAGCUUUCACCUCCAUUUUCUUUUAAAAGGAGCCUGGAAAAUUUCCUCGGAGAAAGAACGACAUCUUUGUCAGAGAGCACAGCAAACAAUUUGAAUGUUUAUCCAUGUUUCAGUUCUCUGUGUUCAUACAUUGCCCCUUCUCUGACCAGCUUUUUAGACUCUCCAUUUCCGGAAAUGACUAGAAAACUGUAUUCUACUGAUCAGUCUAUAUCAAAGCAACAUUACCUAACUCAGCUACUGAAGCAAGACAUUCAACUGCCUGAGGUAUCUCAUGAACCACAAAGUAGUCACUUAACAGAUAGUUCUAUUUUUGAACCAAGUUUACAGAGCAAUCUAGAUGGAACUUUAAAGCCAUUUUUAGAACCAAUUCAACAAAAUGACCUUAAAAAUCAAUUUAUUCUUACAGAAGUCCUGGAUAAAGGUUCAAUGACUGAAGUUUUAAAAAAGCAUUUGAUGCCAAAUUUUAGCCAGAUGUCUUAUUCUGUUUUGUUUGACCAGUCAAAGCAUAAACACACACAUCUUCCUAAAUCUAGUCAGAUAUCUGAGUUAGCAUCUCAUGCCCCUUCUCUGACUUCAGUGUCAACAUUACAAGAAAUAGGUAGCAACUCUCCAGAUGUCUCAUCCAUGAUACUUCCAACAGCUGUGCAAGAUGAGGAAUCCCCUACAGGUCUGAAUACUUCCAUCCCCAGAUUGGUUACACUUCCUUCAUUGGAGUCCAUUCAACCAUCUGAUCAACUGCUGCCUCCUGAUUUCAGCUACGUGCAGUACUUUGGGGACUCCUAUCUAAAAUAUGAGGGAGUGCUUCUCCCACUACAAAAUAACUUCUCUGUGGAAUUUCAGACCUUUAACUCUCAUGGACUUCUUCUUUUCAUCAAACAUGACACAAUCUCAAUGAAAAAAUUUUUUAUUCGAUUAUUUAUUGAAGGUGGUACUUUAAAGUACCACUUCUUAUGUGAUGGGGACGCAGAAGGCAAAAUCAUUAAUACAACUCUUAGAGUGGAUGAUGGACAAAAGUAUUCAGUAUUUAUCAGGCAAGCAAUGGAGCCUUGUGAAGCUGAAAUGACUCUUUUAGGAAGAUCCAUAAGAGCAAGCAAACCCAGCAAAGUCUUGUCGCAGAAAUCUCUGACUGAAACCAGCAUUGUAUUUCUUGGAGGCUUUCCAUUUCAUUCUGGCAAGAAUCAGAUGCCCGGGCCUGUCUCCAAUUUUACUGGCUGUAUGAAAGUCACAGAAAUCAAUAACCAGAGAUCUUUCACCCCAUCUAAUGCAGUGGACAAAAACCAUAUUGACAGAUGCAGAUCUCCUGUCUCUACCUCAUUACCAACAGCCUCUUUUGUAUCACCUUCUGUUAUUCCUGAAAGACUGGAUUCUCUUGAUCCUUCAUACGGCCUUCCUACAGUGCCAUCAGUAUGCCAAGAAAAUUUAUGCCAUAAUGGAGGGACUUGUCAUCCUAUCUUUCCAUCUACUGGGGUGGCAUCAUUUUGCUGUGACUGUCCUUUACAUUUUACCGGCCGCUUCUGUGAAAAAGACACAGUCUUAUUUUUUCCAUCUUUCAAUGGAAACUCCUUUUUAGAACUACCUUCACCUGCAUCACUGGAUGAGACAAAGACACUUACUGCAGAGAACGACAGAAACAAAAUUGUUACUAUCUACUUGACAGUAAAAACAACCACUUUAAAUGGAACCCUUCUUUAUACUGGUGAGAAGAAUUUGGGAGAACCAUUUCUUCAUCUUUACCUUGUGGAAGGCAUGCCUACAGUUGAGCUUGGAUGCAGCAGCUCCCGGUGGAUUCUGACUCUUUCUGCCAACUAUAGCAUCAAUAAAGAUGUGCUCCUCCCCAUAACAGUAAGAUAUAUGUUGCCUUUUGGCAGUACCAGAGGGGAUUGUAUGAUUGAAAUGACUGUAAAUGGAAAUCCUCCUUUACAGAAGAAAGAUACGAAAUCACAUCACUCUGCUCAGGGAAAUUUUGGAUCAAUAUUCCUUGGCCACAUCCCAGCAAAGGUUAAGGUUCAUGAGAACAUGGGACAGACUUACGGGUAUAGAGGCUGCAUCCGAGAAUUCCAAGUGAACAACAAAGAACUUUUCAUCAUUGAUGAAGCACUAAGUGGAAAAAAUAUUGAGAACUGCAAUGUACCCAUAUGCAAUUAUCACCCAUGCCGAAAUGGUGGCACCUGUAUCAGUGACACUGAAAACUGGCUUUGUGAAUGCCUGCAGCUUUUCUCAGGGAAGCUGUGCCAAUUUGCAACUUGUGAAAACAACCCAUGUGGAAAUGGUGCUACAUGUAUUCCAAAAUCCAACAGAGAUGCUGUCUGCCUCUGUCCCUAUGGACGGUCUGGAGUCCUCUGCACUGAUGGGCUGAAUGGAGAUGACUUCCUUGCUGUUGGCUUGCGCAAUGGGUGCUUGGUAUACAGUUAUAAUCUGGGCUCUGGCACAGCAAAUCUUCACAGUGACCCACUUAAUCUGAGUCUUGGAGUACACGUGGUCCACCUAGGAAGGUCCUUCCAAACUGGUUGGCUGAAGGUGGAUGAUCAGAAGAAUAAAUCUAUCACUUCCCCAGGGAGACUAGUUGGACUCAAUGUCUUCAGCCAGUUUUAUGUAGGAGGCUAUAAUGAAUAUACUCCAGAGCUCUUACCUAAUGAAUCAGAGUUCCAAAAUGGUUUCCAAGGUUGUAUUUUUGAUGUGCAAGUCCGAACAAGGAAAGAUUAUCACUUUAGAUCUCUGGGGGAUCCUGAGGGCCAUCCUAAUGCUGGUCGCAGUGUGGGACAAUGUGAAGUCUUCCCCUGCAGUUUAAUAAAGUGUCGAAAUGGUGGCACAUGCAUCAAUGGAGGAUCAACAGUUUACUGUGACUGUCCCACUGGAUGGAAAGGAGCAUUUUGCACAGAGACUGUUUCUGUCUGUGACCCUGAACAUGAGCCACAACACCAGUGUAGUCAAGGAGCUACUUGCAUCCCACUACCUGAAGGAUAUGCCUGUCGCUGCCCUCUAGGAAUGACAGGAGUUCACUGUGAACAAGCCUUAUCUAUAAGUGAUCCAUCUUUCAGAAGUAAUGAAUCAUCGUGGAUGUCAUUUGCUCCCUUUUAUAUUCGACAAAAGAUGCAUAUUCAGUUACAAUUUCAGCCUCUCUCUACAGAUGGCAUCUUGUUUUAUACAGCACAGCACCUCAACAGUCGGUCAGGUGAUUUUUUAUGUCUAUCACUAACUAAUGGCUCUGUUCAGCUACGCUACAACCUUGGGGACAGAACAGUUAUUUUACAAUCCUUGCAAAAAAUCCACACCGGCAGGAGAUUUUGGCAUGUGAUUAAAGCAGGAAGAGUUGGCAAUGAAGGUUACCUGGAGCUGGAUGGCAUCAAUGUCACUAAAAGAGCCACAGCUGGCAUGAGAGCCCUGGACACAAGCACAGACUUUUACAUUGGAGGAGUGCCAUCCUUAAGCCUCGUGAACCCUAUGGCCAUAGAGAAUGAACCUGUUGGACUUAAUGGUUGUGUUCGAGAAAUUCUCAUAAAUGGUAGGGAAUUAAAACUAACUGAAACAGGAGCUAAAAGUGGUUCCAAUGUAGGUGACUGUGAUGGAACUCCCUGUGGGUAUGGGGUAUGUAAGAAUAAAGGACAAUGUAGAGCACAGGGUUCAAACUUCUCUUGUAAGUGCUUACAACACUGGAUGGGGAAAAGGUGUGAAGAGUCAGUAAACUGUAAGAAUAAUUUGUGUCUACACCAUUCUCGUUGUAUACCUACUCAGCCUGCUUCUUACAUUUGUUUGUGUCCACUGGGUUGGGUGGGUAGAUACUGUGAGAAUGAAACCUCAUUUAUUAUAGCAAAAUUUGUCGGUAACUCUUAUAUUAAGUACACUGAUCCAAAUUAUGAAAAGAGGGACCUUCAGUUCACCACUGUAUCUUUAAAUUUUAGCACAACUAUGACUGAAGGCUUAAUUUUAUGGAUGGGAAAAGCUGAACAUGAAGAAAACGACUUUCUGGCCAUUGGUAUCCAUAACCAAACCCUAAAAGUGAUGGUUAACUUGGGAGAAAAAAUAGCUGUGCCCUUACUGAAUAGUAGUGCUUUCUUAUAUUACAAACAAUGGCAUCAUGUAAAGGUAGUGCAAAACCAGACUUAUAUCAAAGUCUACCUUGAUGGUGUUCCAAUUCUUUUUGAAGAUAUUGAUCCAACAAAAAACUACAUUGCUUUAAAUUAUGGUGGUGUUAGCUAUUUAGGUGGUUUUGAAUUUGGUCGGGGAGUAAACAUGGUUACUGGAGGACUUUUUAACAGAGAUUUUAUUGGCAAAAUUAAAGACGUGGUAUUUUUUCAAGAUCCAAAAAAAAUUGAACUAAUUAAAUCAGAAGGAUAUAAUAUUUAUAAUGGAGAUGAAUAA